ACGUAGUAUUUCUUGUGCGGGAUUGCGCGCUCGGCAGGACUCGUAUGGGUACGGAAAGUCAGAGCAGAAGGGGGGAUUUGUGGAUCACUUGUCCAACUAGUGAGCAAUCUCGUGUCUGAGACCACGGUAACAUAGACAUGUCGGGGGAUAACGAAGAGACGCAGACGUCCGAGGAGACAUCGGUGGACGAGAAGGAGGUUCAGGACAAGGUGAUCAGUCCAGAGAAGGCGGAGGAGGCCAAACUGAAGGCCAGAUACCCAAAUUUAGGAAACAAGCCGGGGGGCUCCGAUCUGCUCCGCAAACGCCUCCAGAAGGGGCAAAAAUACUUUGACUCUGGCGACUACAACAUGGCUAAAGCGAAGAUAAAGAACAAGCAGCUGCCGACAGCCGCACCAGAGAAGACGGAGAUCACAGGCGACCACAUCCCCACCCCCCAGGACCUGCCCCAGAGGAAACCCUCUCUAGUGGCCAGUAAACUGGCAGGCUGAUGCACACACAGCCUCAACAGCCCCUGCACCACGUCCCAGCCCUAACCCCCUCUCCACUCAAGUCUCAGAGCUGUAACAUUACCUCUCCCACCCCUCACACUACCACCUGUCCCCUGACCCCUCCCACCAGGAACCCACAGCUAGCAUCCAGCCAGCUGGCCGAGCUGAGCAGAACCCUGUUUAUUUUUGUUUCCAACCCAUCUAGCUUUGUCUCGACUACCUCCUGUGCUUGUUUUUGUCCCUUGCUACUCGCUACUUUCCCAAACUGACUAUCCUUGUGUCAUUGUCCUCUUACAUUUCCAUGUUUCUUUUUAUUUUCUCAUUACCUCCAUGUAAGAUACGUUGAAAGACAGUACAUCCGAGCGUGAGAGUGAUGAGCGGAAUGUGACGCCACUGGACGACCGAUAACUAUGGUGUUUACUGGCUGAAGAGAUGGGGCAAGCAGCAUGGUUGGAGGGCUUUAGUAUGGUCAUCAGGACCCCUCAGUUUGGAAGUGUGUGUGUGUAUAUAUAUAUAUUUCCUUUUGUUUGGCACAGGGGCAGACGUCAGCCUUUUAAAGCAUUUUACAUCUGAUUUGUAUCAUUCACUUUAUGUCCUUAUUCUAAAUUAUGCUGUCAAUAUGCUUGAGUGAUUCACUGAAUAUAAUAAUCCAGAGGCUGAGCUCAGUUUCAUUACCAUUUUGAUUGUGAAUCAUGGGUGGGGGGGUACUUAAGGACCACACGGUGAACGCCAGAGUGUCAUAUGGAAGUGCAUGUGUGACACAGGGAUCCCAAAGGUGAACCUCACUGAGCUCCACUUUAAUUCAUCAAGGUGCACUGAGCAUAGACACAGCUGCUGAACAGCACUGGGUAGAUGGUGCAUUCAAGACUCCUUGAAACUAGGAAACAGUCUACUUGUGAGAGAGGAGGUGGCAGUGUUGUUGCUUCAGUUCCAGCUGCAAUGUUGAAAGUUUGCACUGUGUUUGUGGUGUGUGCCAUGUGUUUCAGCUUCAGACGACGACACAGUCACUCUCCUCAGGCCAAAGCUUCUAGUUCCAAGUUGCCAUGAAUGAAUCAUCAGUGCUCAAUGAGAGUUAAAGGAGUAUGUGGUACCUGAAAGCUAAAUUCCUUUCAGUAGGGACCAGUCUCUGUGUCCUGUACGCUGUGUGAGUAGACUAAAUUCAUGGUUAAACAAUGUACUGGGGGCAGCUCGUGGCACUGGGAACAAAUUGUGUUAUGAAUUGUAUUCAGACAUGAAAAAAAAACUAAACUUCUAUAUGCAUAAGUAGUUUCAUCUUAAAAUUGUCCAUGGCCCUGUAAAGUGCUUUUCCAGGGUCCUUACUGACUGGAUGACGUUUACCUGCGAUGUGGUAAAUCUAAGCUAGCACUACAUCCGCCUCAGCUGUGCAUGUAUAUGGCUGCCCUGCUGUCACUUUGUGCCAUUUUGUUUUGUAAAUAAAAUAGUUUUGCACAAAUGUUUAA
Molecule: messenger RNA, 1948 nt
Organism: Acanthopagrus latus (yellowfin seabream)
Lineage: Eukaryota; Metazoa; Chordata; Actinopteri; Spariformes; Sparidae
Product: cAMP-regulated phosphoprotein 19-A-like
Exons: 3
Coding region: 138-488 (116 amino acids)
Cellular component (GO): cytoplasm
Molecular function (GO): protein phosphatase inhibitor activity
Source: RefSeq, a predicted model, not a curated record